AUGAAAUUGUACUAUGAGCGAGUGGCGAAAUUCGGGGUCAACAUUCUGCCGCCGGUCAAGUCGCGGUCGUUCCUGGGCCUGGUGUGGGAUGCGCUGCACGACAAAAUGCUGAUUCUUCUGGUGGUCGCGGCGAUCGUGUCCCUGGGCAUCGGCAUCUACCAGGACGUCAGACCGAACCCGGACCCGGAGGACAGCGAAGACGUGCACUGGAAGGAGAAGCAGUUCCGCCGCCUCAACGCCAAAAAGAACGACCGGCGGGUGCGGGUGACGCGCGGCGCACAGGAGCGCCUGGUCUCGACCAACUGCAUCAUGGUCGGCGACAUUCUCCACAUUGAGCCCGGAGACAUUCUGUGCGCCGACGGAGUCGUCGUAUCGGCAUCCAAUCUCAAGUGCGACGAGAGCUCAGUCACGGGCGAGAGCGAUGCGCUAAGGAAGCGCUGUCUGGAGGAGGCCGACCAGGCCAACGCCGAUAGGCGCAAGGAGCGCCAGAGCAGGCGGCGGAGCUGCGCGCCAAGCGCCGCGAGCAGCGGCCACGGUCGCCAGCGGCGCGCCUGCCCCGAGAAGCCAAAGCCCAAGGCGUCCAGCAAGAACGCCGACCCGUUUUUGAUCUCGGGCAGCCGCGUGCUGGAGUCAUUCUACGGCCGCACGCUGAUGUCGCUGCGCAAGGAGAACGAGCCCACGCCGUUGCAGGCCAAGCUCAACGAUCUGGCCGAGCUCAUUGCCAAGCUGGGCGGCGGCCGGUCUGCUGAUUUCGGUCGCCAUGAGGUGUCGCAUGAAGCCACCAAGGUCGUCGACAACGUUGUGCGCAUCGUCAUUACUGCCGUCACCAUCAUCGUGGUGGCGGUGCCCGAGGGCCUGCCGCUGGCCGUGACGCUAUCGCUGGCUGUGGCGACCACCGCAUGCUCAAGGACAACUGCCUGUACCAGUUCAGCUCGUACCCGCCGGCACCUCGGCCAUGCAGCGCCGUCGCGCCAGACAGCCGCCCUCAGACGGGCUGGUCACCGACAUGACUGGCCGUGCGGUUGCUCCGACAAGGCCGUGCUUCCCACACUGCUUGAAACCGAGACCCGUCGCCAGCGCCGCCUGCGCGACCGUCGCCAGCGCCACCAGCGCCGCCGUCUGGGCCGCAUGGGCUCGUCGGGGUUCUCGUCAUCAAGCGCCAUGACGCCAUUGUCGGAUGCCUCGCCCAGUGUCUCGGGCAUCUCGGACCUCAGCGAUUUCAGUGACGACGAGGACCUGAUCAUCCCCACUGCCGAGCUGGCCGAGGAGGCUCCGCAUGCGAUCAUGAGCCUCUGCCACGACGCAAUCGCCGUCUGCUCGACUGCCUUCAUUCCAGCCGACGACUCCUCGUCCGCCCCAGCCUCCCAUGGAGCGUUGGCCAGCAAUGAGGAGAGCAGCGAGGCCAAUGCGCAGGUUUCUAGCGCCGACAAGUUCACCGGGUCAAAGACCGAGACCGCCAUGCUGUCGUGGUCAGAGAUUCUGGGUGCCCCCAGCUACACGCAGCUGCGCGAAGACGAUGUUGAGCGCAGCGUGCAGAUCCGCCGCCGCGAGGACGGCAAGUCCAUUUGGCGCCUGUACGUCAAGGGUGCUCCCGAGAUGAGGCAGGACCGUGAGGAAAUCAUGAACCAGCAGGCCAGCUCGAACCCCUCAAUGAGCAACUACAGCGGCGAUGAUGAGGACGCCCCCGCCUUCGCCUCUGUUGCCAUGCCCAGCAUCCCGCAAAUCAACCUCGAGAACGACAGCGACGAGGACAAUCUUGAGCCGAACAUGCCCGCGCUGGCCACCGGCGACUCGUCGUACCUGCUAUCUGCCCACUACACGGGCUCGCAGAACAUCGGCUCGGACACCACCGACGUCAACGACGACGCAUAUGCCCUGAACUUCCCGCCGGACUUUGCCCAUAACCCGGCGAUCCCGGCGCUGCCUCUGGACGACGAGACUCUGCGCGACCUCCGCCGCACCGUUGCCCACUACGCGUCGCGCGCCCUGCGCACCAUCGGCGUGGCUACCGCGACUUUGAGAGCUUUGACGAGGCCCGGCUGCGAGCUGCGCGACUCGGCCGGUCUGGUCUGCCUGGGCAUCUUCGCCAUUGAGGACCCAUUGCGCGACGGCGUCACUGAUGCCGUCAGGCGCUGCCAGAACGCCGGCAUUAUCGUCCGCAUGGUUACCGGCGACAACGUGCUGACUGCCCGUGCCAUCGCCACGCAAUGCGGUAUUUACACGCCGGGCAUGGGCGGAAUCGUCCUGGAGGGCCCCAAAUUCCGCCGUCUGAGCCCCGAGCAGAUGGACGUCAUUGUUCCGCGCCUACAGGUUCUGGCGCGCUCGUCGCCCGAGGACAAGCGCAUGCUGGUCGAGUGGCUGCGCACACACGGCGAAGUGGUCUCGGUCACUGGCGACGGAACCAACGACGGCCCUGCCCUGAAGGCUGCGAAUGUCGGCUUCUCGAUGGGCAUUGCCGGAACAGAGGUUGCCAAGGAGGCCUCGUCAAUCGUCGUCAUGGAUGACAACUUCAAGUCCAUUGUGCGCGCCUGCAUGUGGGGCCGUGCUGUCAACGACUCGGUCAAAAAGUUCCUGCAGUUCCAAAUCACCGUCAACGUCACUGCCGUGCUCAUUGCCUUUGUGUCGUCCAUUGUCGACAAGGAGCAAAAGUCGGUCUUCACUGCUGUCCAGCUGCUGUGGAUCAAUCUGAUCAUGGACACCUUUGCCGCCCUUGCCCUGGCCACCGACCCGCCCAGCGAGGAGCUGCUGGACCGGUACCCCGAGAAACAGGGCUCGCCCUUGAUUACCUUCACCAUGUGGAAGAACAUCAUUGGCCAGUCCAUCUUCCAGGUCGUUGUGUGCUUCCUGACUCUAUAUGCCGCCGACGACAUCUUCCACCUGCACACUGUCGAAAGCAGCUACGACAUGCUGGUUCUGCGCACUCUGGUCUUCAACACCUUUGCCUGGAUGCAAAUCUUCAACGAGUUCAACUGCCGUGUGCUGCACAAUGAGGUCAUCAUCAUCCAGUGGGGUGGCGCCGCCUUCCAGACCACUGCGCUUAGCGCAAAGUACUGGGCCUUUUCGAUUGUCGGCGGAUUCGUUGCGCUGCCUGUCGGCCUAGUGCUGCGACUGGUUCCCGACCAGCUCAUCUGGUGGAUGAUGCCGUUCAUUCCUCAGGACAUCUACAAGACCCCGCCAAUCUUGAGUGGCAGCCGCCAGCGCAAACUGUCCAGAGCAAGCUGA
Linderina pennispora is the source of this 3222-nucleotide messenger RNA. RefSeq names its product calcium-translocating P-type ATPase. The coding region runs from base 1 to 3222 and encodes 1073 amino acids. The record is from RefSeq and is a predicted model, not a curated record. Gene Ontology annotation, biological process: intracellular calcium ion homeostasis. Gene Ontology annotation, cellular component: intracellular membrane-bounded organelle; membrane. The transcript has 12 exons. NCBI's taxonomy places the organism in Eukaryota, Fungi, Kickxellomycota, Kickxellomycetes, Kickxellales, Kickxellaceae. Gene Ontology annotation, molecular function: ATP hydrolysis activity; P-type calcium transporter activity; ATP binding.